UGGGCGGGCAGCGGCUACACCUGGCGGCCAUUUUGGAUAGGGGAGAAGAAGCUCGCGCUCGGCGGACAUCUUGCUUGGGGGCAGGGGAGACGUUAGAACCGUUAGGGGCUGGUGGUGUGGUGCCCGCAUGGCUCGGCAGCGCUGCUCCGCCGGUCACCGCUUUUCUUAGUUUUUCUCUAGAAACCAAGGUGCCAGGCGGUGGUUUGCGGAAGGGCAGCGGCCGGCUGCCGCCGCGCGUCCCUCAGGCGCCGCCCUGUGAAGCAUCACCCAGGCUUUUAAAAAAAAACACCUCAGCUUUGCCCCGCUCCGGCUGCAGUCACUCUGCAUCACUCCUUCGCUCACCUGGCUGAGCCUUCGUGCAGGUGCCUGCUUCUCCACGCAUGUGGUAAAGGCACCCAAAGAUGGGCAGAGUGUGAACAGUUUGCAGCUGUUGUGUUAGAAGCUGCUGUAUUUUCAAGUGGGCAUGUGUGGCAGGAAUUUUCAGUUCCUUAUCUCUACUGAAUUCCAAAUUGCUUCAGCACUGGCAGUCCCUUCUUUGCUAAGGACCAGUUUACAUUGAACAGUCAUAACAGUCAUGGCAUCCAACAAAUUUGUCAUUAAGUGUGGGAACUUUGCUGUUUUGGUGGAUGUUCAUAUUUUGCCUCAAGGCUCCAGUAAAGACACCAGCUGGUUUUCAGAUCACGAGAAAGAGGAGGUCUGCAUGCUCCUGGAAGAGGUUGUUGCUUCGAGGGUCAAGCACUACUUGGAAGCGCCUAAACAACGUGGUCAGUGGAAAUCGAUGGAACAUGCAUCAUCUGCUCCUUUGUUUAUUGCAGCCAACAGUUUUCACAUUACUGCCUAUUUUAUGAAGAGAUGGGUUAAUCUCCGUUGUGCUGUAGGGGAACAUUAUCGUGAGCUACGUGUGUUUCCAGACAAAUUUGUAGUUUGUGUCAGUAAACUUGAAUUUAAUCCAAGUGCUUGGACAUGUGAAGAGGGUGCAUUGAAAGAAGAAGUUUCCAGUGGGACAUCUGAAUAUUUUACUGAAUCUGCUGAGAACAGAAAGCUUAGGAUUAGCCUGAACGAGCAGAUAAAGCAAGACAUCUUGAAAGAAAUUGUGAAAAGGACAAAGAAAAGGAAAAGUACCAUGAGCAAACCCCAAACCAGCAAGGACUCCAAGAAAGUGGAUCUUGGCUCAGUGGACUCACAGACAGAGAACAGAAAGAAUGACUGUCAAACUUCCACCAGUUCUCAAUCUGAAGUGAAAUGUAGGAGUAUAGGACAACUAAAGGAUUGCAUAAAUACAGCUGAGAGCAACUUGGAGCUUCCUAUUUUAGAGAUGGAAAAUAAUGUUAAUCAGAGACAGCCAGAGGAUACUAGCAGCCAGCGAAAACCUCACCCUGUGGAGUGGUUGAAGUCAAGACUUCUAAGCAAGAACCCUCCUUGUAGCUAUGAGUCAGCACUGCUAGAUCCAGAACAAAAUCAAAAAGUGACCAAAACACAGGCUCAACAAGGGAGUUGUGGUUCAGAAGAAAAGUUAGACCAUUUCAAAAAAGCAUCCUCUGAAGAGGCUACUUUAAUUCCUAGCAAUACCGAAAUGAGUAAGUGCAAUGAUGGUUGUUUAGGUCUGUUGGAGGAGAAGACCCCACUUAAUUCCAGGGUGUUUUCUAAACAAGACUUAACAAAGACUGUGUCUGAUGAAGAGUCACUUACUUUGGGAAAAAACCUCUCCCAGCCUCCUUCUGUGGGGCACAACAUAGUGCAGACAAACCAAAAUGAGCCAGGCACAACCACCGAAGAAUUACCUGCCAUGCCUUCGUCAUCUUGUUCAGAACUGCAGCCUGUGCCUUUGGAGAAGCCUACCCAAAAAAGGAAAAAAGAGGGUGAAGAUGGUCUCAGGAAGUUAAAACUACGAAGGCUUAAGAAGUCAUAAAGCCUGAAAUAUUACCUCAAUGGCAUGGAUGGACAGCCAGAUUUGUGUUUGGAAAGUGUAUAUAAAAAGUAGGAAGCAAUUCAAAAUAAUGAAAAAUAAUCUUUAAAAAGUCCAAAUUAGAUAAACUUUUAAAGAAAAAAUACUUAACUAAACAUCAUAGCUAUUUGACACUGUAAUUAGAUAAUUCUGUUAUGUCUUUUGACAUUAGACCCAUAAAUACUGUACAAAUCAGAUGUAAUAUUUAUAAAAGGAAAAAUCUCCUAUAAAAUAUUUACUAAGCAGAAUUUCAGAUCUCUGCAUGUUUUGGUACUAUUAAAAAGUCGUGACAGCUGAUGACAGAAAAAGUUAAAAUCACUUUUGUAAUCUGUUAACAGCUGCAGUUAUCCAUUUUUUUUGAUGUUUCUAAACACAUGGUUUAUUUUAGUAAAAAUUAAUCCUUUUUCUGCAUUAGGAAGUUUGUGGUUUAUUCAUGUGAUCUUUACAACAGUAAGGCAAAUUGAGGUUAUUUCAAAUAAAUCUUUAACCAGAUUUUAAUAUUUCUGAUAAUUUAAGGGCAACUUUUCAGUGGGCUUUCCAAAUAACUAUAGUUUGUGCUUGGGCAGUUUUGACAGGAAUGUGUAUUUCUAAGGUGAGCUGUAUCACUCGUAUAGUGAUCAUGCAUUCACUAUUUGGAAAAAUGAAGAUUAUUUUUAUGUGUAUAGUCACCUGGAUUUGCAAACAUUGCUGUUGGGGAAAGUUCAUACAUAAACAUACAUACACUUCUUUAUGCACUCAGGUUUCACAAUCAAGCCUUGUUUGUGUGCAAGGACAACAGUCUGUGCUUUUCAGGUGUUAGCGACCUAAGUUAUUUUUUAUUUUAAGAUACAGGUAAUUUUUAAUCGUAUGGUGUUUUUUAAUAAUGCUUUUGUAAGUUGUAUGCUAAUGUGCUAAGGAACUAAGGAACUGUAACUUCUUUCAUGUUUGUAUUUUUAAAUGGUUAAAAUAAAAUUACAAGCAAUUUCC
Cygnus atratus (black swan) is the source of this 2911-nucleotide messenger RNA. RefSeq names its product SLX4 interacting protein (gene SLX4IP). Bases 575 to 1909 code for a protein of 444 amino acids. NCBI's taxonomy places the organism in Eukaryota, Metazoa, Chordata, Aves, Anseriformes, Anatidae. The transcript is spliced from 9 exons. The record is from RefSeq and is a predicted model, not a curated record.